Messenger RNA from Dromiciops gliroides (monito del monte), 3716 nucleotides. It is a transcript of the gene PTPRN2, whose product is annotated as protein tyrosine phosphatase receptor type N2. The transcript is spliced from 23 exons. Lineage: Eukaryota; Metazoa; Chordata; Mammalia; Microbiotheria; Microbiotheriidae. Gene Ontology annotation, cellular component: secretory granule. Gene Ontology annotation, molecular function: protein tyrosine phosphatase activity. The coding region runs from base 2 to 3229 and encodes 1075 amino acids. Gene Ontology annotation, biological process: protein dephosphorylation. The record is from RefSeq and is a predicted model, not a curated record.
GAUGGGGUCCCUGCCGCGCUUCGUGGCCCCGGCGCCGCGGCGGCCGCCGCCGCUGUUGCUGCCUCUGCUGCUGCUGCUGCUCCUGCCAGCCUUCCCCGCCGCCGAUGCCGCCGCCACCCGCGGCCGCCCGCUCCCGGGGAGGUUCGGCUGUUUGUUUGAGGAUGACCUUUGCAGACCAUUUGAAAUCUGUGUAAAUGAUGGAGUAUUUGGAAGAUGCCAGCAGGGGCCUGUGAUAGACAUAUACAGAUAUGAAGUUUCACCCCCAGUUCUUGAGCAUCUAAGGACCAUCUUGAAGAAGCUCUCCCACAGAGGUUUUACUUGGCAAGAUGAUUAUACUCAGGGCACAGUAGCCCAGGAACUUGAAAAUAUCCCCAAAAUCCACCAGUGGCACCCUGAACCUUUAGCAAGUGAUGGAGUCAACUCAAUCAGGACUUCCAAGCCAAAGGUUGAUAAUAAAAGACCAUCCACUCUGGAAAAGGACAUCAACUUGGCCAAGAGUCUUCAGCAGUAUCUCAUAUACCUGAGGCUUCUUGCACAUGCCUCUACCCCUGAUGUAUAUCCAAGGAUUAAGAGUGACAAAGCUGCUGUACAGAACAAUCUCUUCCCAGAACGUCUACUAAACUACAUAGUACAGAAGGCCAGAGGAAGUAGCCCUGAGCUGGCCUAUGUUCCCAUAUCUCAUCCAAAUUAUCCUGAUAAUCCGUCUCUGAGGGCCUUCAGCCAAGUCCAGCCAGACACAUUCUCCUACAACCUGGACCCAGAUCUCGACAAACAGAAUCUGAUUGCUGCUCUCAAGGCUUACAUGGCCCAGAAUGUGGCAGAGGAGAACCCUGAUAAAGGCUCCAUUGGCAGGACUAGAGAUGGCCCUCAUUUUGGUAAUCGAUUUCUGUCACCAUACAAUGAAGCCUUCUCCAAAGAGGAAGAAAUGGGCGUGAAGGCAAAACCACUUCUCCUCCUGCAAACAGGCUUAAGAGAGCUAAGACCGGGUUCUGGAAUGUCAGUUCAGAAGUUGGUGUCUGUGCCAGGGAAUGACAAGGACUCCCUGAGUACACUGGAUGAAACCUUGAUUCAGAAUGUCCGGAAGGACCUAAAGAAGAAACAGGGAAAUGUGGAUAAUUUGAGUCCCCUGGAGUUGCAAAAUAUGGCUGAUGUGAUCACAGAUGCCAUGCAAGGUUCAGAUACAGAAGAAAUGCCUGGAAUUGUGGGAAUUGAGGCUGACGGAGAACAAAGGGAACAAGCAAUGAAAGGAGUCAACAGUCCAGAAUCAAAAGCCUACCAGAAUGGCUUGAAGGUUGAAGAUAAUUCAAAAGGUAGCAGAUUUCAGGAAAGUGAUGAUGGAGUUGAUGAGAAGGUGAAAGGUUUGGAUACCAACUUGGUGGGUCUUGUGAAUGAGCAGAACGCUCGACAUCUGCCUGAAAGAUUCCCUUCUGAAAAGCCCUUUAAAACAGAGACCAAGAAAUCAGAAGAUACUGAAUCUUCCUUUUCCUCCGAAGAGGAGAGUGCUGGGGUUGAAAAUGUGAAGAGUGAGACCUAUUCCCAAGAACUGACAGCAGACGAGAAGCCAAAUGCUGACCCUGAUGCCAAUGAAUUUGUGGAGUUUCAGGACUGGAUGCAGAGUACCUUAAAACAAGAUGAAAGACUCUCUGAAGGACCUCCCAAAGUUCCAGAGGAAGGCCUACAAUUAGAGGUGAAGUCUUCUGACGAGGAAGAAUAUGGCUACAUUGUGACAGAAAAAGACCCUCUGAGUGUGGAGAAGGGGAAGAAGUUGAUCAAGGAUGUGGCAUAUCUACUGAAGUUGCCCCCAACCACCAUUAUAGAUGUCAGUGUGCUGGGACCAGCGGUGACCUUCAAAGUGAGCUCCAGUUUCCAAAAUAUGACAACUGCAGAUGUUGCAAAGGCAGCAGCUGACAACAAAGACAAGCUUGAAAAAGCCUCAGGACUGAAAAUUCUCGAAACUGGAAUUGGGUCGAAAAGCAAAUUAAAGCUUUUACCUCAUGGAGUAGAGCAAGAAGAUUCUACUAAAUUCAUUAUCCUCACCCUGAUCUCCAUUGCUUGCAUCAUUGGGGUCCUCCUAGCUUCAGGGGUCCUCUAUUGCCUCCGCCAUAGUUCUCAUCACAAGCUAAAGGAGAAGCUUUCAGCACUAGGAGCUGAUUCAGGUUCUGAUGCUACUGCUGCUUACCAGGAGCUUUGCCGUCAGCGAAUGGCUGUCAAGACAUCUGAUCGCCCAGAGCCACUGCACACUUCCCGUAUCAAUAGUGUUUCAUCACAGUUCAGCGAUGGGCCCAUGCCAAGUCCCUCUGCUCGGAGCAGCACUUCUUCCUGGUCUGAAGAACCAGUCCAAUCCAACAUGGACAUCUCCACCGGUCACAUGAUCUUGUCCUACAUGGAAGAUCAUUUAAAGAAUAAGAACCGACUGGAGAAAGAAUGGGAAGCACUCUGUGCCUACCAAGCUGAGCCAAACACAUCUCUGGUAGCCCAGAAAGAAGAGAAUGUGCAGAAGAAUCGUUCUCCUACUGUGCUAACAUAUGAUCAUUCCAGGGUACUUUUGAAAUCUGAAAAUAGCCACGACAAUUCUGACUACAUCAAUGCAAGUCCCAUCAUGGAUCAUGACCCCAGAAAUCCUGCAUAUAUUGCUACCCAAGGACCACUUCCGGCUACUGUGGCUGACUUUUGGCAGAUGGUCUGGGAGAACGGCUGUGUCGUUAUUGUCAUGCUGACACCCCUCACGGAGAAUGGAGUCAAGCAGUGUUACCACUAUUGGCCAGAUGAAGGGUCCAACCUUUACCACAUCUAUGAGGUAAAUCUGGUGUCUGAGCAUAUCUGGUGUGAGGAUUUCCUUGUGAGAAGCUUUUAUUUGAAAAAUCUUCAAACCAAUGAAACCCGGACCGUAACCCAGUUCCAUUUCCUUAGUUGGUAUGACCAGGGAGUUCCUUCUUCUACAAGAUCACUUCUGGAUUUCCGCAGAAAAGUAAACAAGUGCUACAGGGGCCGUUCUUGUCCAAUUAUUGUUCAUUGCAGUGAUGGCGCUGGAAGGAGCGGCACCUACGUGCUGAUUGACAUGGUUCUCAAUAAGAUGGCCAAAGGUGCUAAAGAGAUUGAUAUUGCUGCUACCCUGGAGCACUUGAGGGACCAGAGACCAGGCAUGGUCCAGACAAAGGAGCAGUUUGAGUUUGCCUUGACAGCAGUGGCCGAGGAAGUAAAUGCAAUACUAAAGGCACUCCCCCAGUGAGCAUCCCCAUUCCUUGAAGCUUUCUGAAGACUCAUCCCUCAUCUCCUCAUCCUCCAUCCCUGUGAAUGUUGUUGGAAACCAUAACUUGACCUUAACUGUGUCUUCUAUUGUAAUCACAUAGUUGUAGAGUCUUCAAAAUGCCUAUAGUUGGUACAGUUUUAGCAGUUAAAAUGUGUAUUUUUGUUUAAAUAAAAAAUAUAUAGAAACAUCCAGUGUUGGGAAAGGGGGGGGGAAUAAUUAAGCUAUUCAUUUUCACUUUCUUGAAAUAAUUUUUCAGUUCCUGAAAACACACAUUUAAUUUCAAAUAAUAUAAUAUUAGUAGUUCACUAAUUAGUAUAUUCUUAUGCUUUCAGAAAAGAGUGCUUAGUUUUUCAUCUAUAACUUUCCAAAGGAAGACUGAUAGGGUCUUAAAUAAAAACCUCACGGGUUAGAAAAAAUCACAUUGGACAUAUACACACACACACACACACACACACACAAAAAUACA